Messenger RNA from Chelonoidis abingdonii (Abingdon island giant tortoise), 3028 nucleotides. RefSeq names its product twinkle mtDNA helicase (gene TWNK). Gene Ontology annotation, cellular component: mitochondrion. Gene Ontology annotation, molecular function: single-stranded DNA binding; ATP binding; 5'-3' DNA helicase activity. NCBI's taxonomy places the organism in Eukaryota, Metazoa, Chordata, Testudines, Testudinidae. Gene Ontology annotation, biological process: mitochondrial DNA replication. The record is from RefSeq and is a predicted model, not a curated record.
GCUGGGGGGAGGGGCUGCAGGGGGAGCCAGGUGAACUUGCGGCUCCCUGUGCGGGAAGCUGGCACUGGUGGGAUGAUGAGGGUCCCCCCCUGCAGAGCCCCCCUGCGCCUGCUGCCUGCACUCACCGCCUGGGCAAGGGGCUGGGGAGCCCCGCUGGGCCUGGGGAUCCUGGCUGGCCCCUCCCGGCGGCACUACAAGAAGGAGAUGCUCCCUGCCUCCGAGGGCCCCAUGCCGCCCGUGACCGUCACCGAGAUCCGCCAGUACCUGCGAGCCCAGGGCAUCCCCUUCCACGACGGCUACAGCUGCCUGCACGCGCCCAGCCUCUUCGUGGAGGGGCCGGGGGAGCCACAGCCCCCCGCCGGCAGCACCCGCUACACCCUCUUCAUCGACAAGACCACGGGCAGCUUUGUGUGCACAGCCACCCUGGCCGAGGGCACUUGGCAGGACUUCCAGGCCAGUGUGGAGCUGAAGCACAAAGGAGUGCGUCAUGCUGGCCUGGAGCAGCUUGACGGGGUGGACCAGGCUGGGGAGGACGCCCGCCAUAUCUGGGACCGGGCGCUGCCACUCUGGGAGCUGCUGGACGAGGAGGAGACUCGGACAGCCAAGGCCAUGUUCGGCAUCUCCAAGGUGUCGGACGCCACCCUGAAACGCUUCAGGGUGCGCUACCUGAGGACUGCCCGCACCCUGGUCUUCCCCUGGUUCAGCCCCCGUGGCACUGGCCUGAAGGGCCUGAAGCUGCUGGGGGCCAAGUGCCAGGGGGACACGGUACUUUACGUGGAGAACACUCUCCCUCGGCCAAGCGCCUAUCACAACCUCUUCGGGCUGCCCCUGAUCGGCCGCAGAGACACAGAGGUGGUGCUGACAGGCCGGGAGCUGGACACCCUGGCACUGUACCAGGCUACUGGCUUGCCCAGCUUGUCCCUACCCCGUGGGGCUACCUGCCUGCCCCCGGCCCUGCUUCCCUAUCUAGAACAGUUCAAGCGCAUCAUCUUGUGGCUGGGUGAAGACCUCCGCUCCUGGGAGGCCGCCAAGCUCUUUGCCCGCAAACUAAACCUCAAACGCUGCUCCCUGGUGCGGCCUGGCGACCAGCAGCCCCGGCCCCUGGAGGCUUUCACCCGCGGUAUGAACCUCUCCAAGAUCCUCCGCUCCGCCCUGCCUGCUGGGCACAAGUCCAUUAUCUCCUUCCGCCAGCUGCGGAAUGAGGUCUUUGGGGAGCUGUCCAACGUGGAGCAGGUGGCCGGGGUCAAGUGGGCCCGCUUCCCUGAGCUGAACAGACUCCUCAAGGGCCACCGGAAAGGGGAGCUCACCAUCUUCACAGGCCCGACGGGCAGUGGGAAGACGACCUUUAUCAGCGAGUAUGCCCUGGACCUCUGCAUGCAGGGGGUGAACACCCUGUGGGGAAGCUUUGAGAUUAACAACGUGCGCCUGGCCAAGAUCAUGCUGACCCAGUUUGCGGUGAGGCGGCUGGAGGAGCAGCUGAACCAGUUCGAUGAGUGGGCAGACAAGUUCGAGGACCUGCCGCUCUACUUCAUGACCUUCCAUGGGCACCAGAGCAUCAAGACGGUGAUAGAGACCAUGCUGCACGCGGUGUACAUGUAUGAUAUCAGCCACGUGGUCAUUGACAAUCUCCAGUUCAUGAUGGGGCAGGAGCAGCUCACUGUGGACAGGCUUGCCGUCCAAGACUACAUCGUGGGCGCCUUCCGGAAGUUUGCCACGGACAACAGUUGUCAUGUAAGCCUGGUCAUCCACCCUCGGAAGGAGGACGAAGAGCGAGAGCUUCAGACGGCCUCUAUCUUUGGGUCUGCGAAGGCCAGCCAGGAGGCCGACAACGUGCUGAUCCUCCAGGACAGGAAGCUGGUGACGGGACCAGGGAAGCGGUACCUGCAGGUGUCAAAGAACCGCUUUGAUGGGGAUGUGGGGGUCUUCCCCCUGGAGUUCAGCAAAGCAUCCCUCACCUUCUCCACUCCUGUCAAGGGGAAGGCCCGGCUGAAGAAGGUGAAAGAUGACAAUGGAGCGCCGCCAAAGCAGGCUCCAGCUGGAGGCAGUGGGGCUUCUAAGAAGCAGUGACCCAGCCCGUGGCAUGGGCUGCUCUGGUGCAAUCUCUUCCCCGGAGCACUCCUCGGCCAGUGUUUAUAUCAGCCCUGAGGGGAAGGGGGCUGAUGCCAGGUGCUGGGGCAGAGGAGAUGGGGACACAGCACUGCCAGUUUCCAUCAGAGACUCUCAAAGCCAAGGGGUGUGUCCUAUGCUGCUGCCAAGCGGGCCUGGCCAGGCUUGGGUUUUCUGCAGGCUCCUUGCCCCUCGGGGUGGGGGGACCUUGGUCUGGUUGCGUUUAGGGAGGAGGAAUCGCACACCUACCUCUGCGUUAUAGUCAGACGAUAAGCUAUAAACGGGCUCUUGUUUUAGAGCCUGCCAGGGGCCUGCGACACCCUGGCUGACGGAUACAGGCUGGCGCACGGUGGGGGUCCUGUGGGUUAUGCCCCUGUCCGUUCGCUUAGCACAGGUCCCGUCUGUUUGUCCCUGGGGAGCCGUAUGUCCAGACGCUGGGGUGCUGAGUCGGUGGAGCCUUCAGGCUGGAUGUCCGUUUGCCAGACCCUCUCUUUGCUCUUGUCGCUGGAGUAUUUCAGGCAAUGGGGGUAAAUCCUGACCCCAGACCCUGGAACCGAGCAGGACACGGCGCGGGUCACAAGCCAGUGUGAGUUUGCCAGGAGCUUCUCCACUCAGUCCCUAUUACACGUCUGCUCUGUGUCGUAGAACUGCUGCUGAAUUAGCUCCGCUUGUCUCAGGAGACCUCCCUCCCUUUGCUCCAGGACUGGGAUGGUGUGUUCUGCAGGCCAGUCUGGAAGGGCAGCAGCAGAACUGGGCAAGUCCUGGGGCUGGGAGAGCAGUGGCGGCAGAUCAGGAGUGAGGGACACCAGUAGAGCUGUGCAGGGCAGGUCCCAGGGCUGAGAUAGCAGGGGGUUGUGGGUCAGGAUUGAGGGGCACUGGCAGAGCUCUGCAGGGCUCAGCUAGCAGGGGGCUGCGAGUCGGG